UUGAAAAAAAAUAAAAUAAAAAACAAAACAAUUGUCAUUGAAAUAAAGAAAAUUUUGUUUGUCAAUAUUGCCCCAAAAUUUUGUAGUUUGUAUUAAAACAUAUUUAAGCGUUCGGCUUUAUUUUCCAAAAAUUUUUAGUGUAUGUAUUUGAUAUUGUUAGGUUUUUAUUUAUAAAUUGUAAGUCUAUCGUGUGAGCGUGUCGCAGAACUAUUUACAUAUAUUGGAAGCAUUAGCGAAAGGUUAUAAAAAGUGGUUUGAUCUGAAUCUACCUAAAGUGGUUGGUGAAAAUAGUGCAAACGGCUUGGGCAGAAUGAACGCCAAGGAUAUAUUAAUGCGAGCAGUUCAAUGUGAUCAGGCGGGCCGAAUUUUGGAAGCCCAAAAUCUUUACCAAGAUGGCAUACAAAUUCUCAUGGAUCUUGUAUCAGACGAAAAUGACGUUGCAAAGAAAAAAGUAUUUUACGAGAGGAUUAAAGAAUAUAUAGACCGUGCCGAACAAAUUAAGGAACGUGUACAAAAUCAUGUUAUCCGUGGAGAACUUGUAACAAACAUACCAAUAGAUGAGGAUUCCGCUGGCAAUAGUUAUGAAUCGCUUUUUGGAAAGUACCUUAAUGCUGAAGUAAAAGAGGUCCUGCUGGAAGAACCUUACCUUCAUGAAAAAUAUCAUUUUCAGAAUCUAAUAACGUUUCUGGAGUUGCUAGUAAAAAACUGCAGGCAUCUCAAAUAUGUCCGAGUGGUGACAAAAACUGAUAACAAAGCAUCUGAAAACCAAAAACACAUAUUAGAGCAGAUUAGAUCUGAUAUGGCAAGACGAAAUGUCUCUUUAACAUAUAAAUUCGAAGACACCUUGCAUGACCGCAAAAUUGUUCUCAGCAAUGGUUAUAUCAUAAAAAUUGGUCGUGGUUUGCAUUUUUUUAAAGCCACCAAUCCUCUCUUUAGCCUUGGAUUAUGUGAUUAUGACUUUCGCAAAUGUUUACAAACAGAUGUGGAUAUUUGGCGAACUAAAAAUUUUGUUGCUUAAAGAUACAGGUGGACAGGACUACAUUCAUCUAAAUAAUUAAGAACCUUCAAAUACGUAUUAUGUAUCAAUAAGUAUAUUUUAUGGGAAGAUUAACUAACUGAUUUGAAUUGUUUUAUAUUUUUUACUACCUUUUAAAUAAGAUAAUUUCUAUAACUUGAAAAA
Molecule: messenger RNA, 1180 nt
Organism: Rhagoletis zephyria (snowberry fruit fly)
Lineage: Eukaryota; Metazoa; Arthropoda; Insecta; Diptera; Tephritidae
Product: MIT domain-containing protein 1
Source: RefSeq, a predicted model, not a curated record